This is a messenger RNA of Xiphophorus couchianus (Monterrey platyfish), 5018 nucleotides long. RefSeq names its product BCAS3 microtubule associated cell migration factor (gene bcas3). Gene Ontology annotation, biological process: autophagy; response to starvation. Bases 137 to 2668 code for a protein of 843 amino acids. The transcript has 24 exons. Lineage: Eukaryota; Metazoa; Chordata; Actinopteri; Cyprinodontiformes; Poeciliidae. Gene Ontology annotation, cellular component: cytoplasm. Gene Ontology annotation, molecular function: protein binding. The record is from RefSeq and is a predicted model, not a curated record.
UCCGCUAUUCUAGUCUGGUUGUGUUUUGACUGUUUAUUGUGGAGCUCUUCUCUUCUCCUGUUCAGCAGUAGUCCGAGUUGAAAGAGGCGGACAAUCAGCGUUUCCCGCUCCGGUAAAAAGAAGAAGCAGGACAAGGAUGGCGUCCGACUCUCCCCGCAGACCGAGCCGCUGUGCCGGGGGAGUUUUGGUCCGAGCUCAAGCUGCUACGGAGCAGUCGUACAUGGAAAGUGUUGUCACCUUCCUGCAGGAUGUGGUCCCACAGGCAUAUACUGGAGCUCCACCUACUGAUGAGAAAGAGAAAAUCAUUUGGGUUCGAUUUGAGAAAGCAGACGUUAAUGACACAGCUCGUAACCCAGAGUUUUUGGAGAUGCACAGCGGCACCUCAGACCCUCCCCUCUGCCUCAUGAUUGGCUACACUGAUGGCAUGCAGAUCUGGAGCAUAUCUUUGGCAGGAGAAGCCCAGGAACUGUUCUCGGUGCGUCAUGGACCUGUUCGAGCUGCUCGGAUUCUUCCUGCUCCUCACAUCAGUCCUCUGAAAGCAGACGGCUUUGCUGAGAAGAGGCCAUUGCUGGGAGUCUGCAAGAGCACAGGGUCUUCAGGGACCAGCCCUUAUUGUUGUGCUGACUUGUAUUCUUUACGGACAGGCGAAAUGGUUAAAUCCAUUCAGUUCAAGACACCAAUCUAUGAGCUCCACUGCAACAAACAUAUUCUUGUGGUGAGCCUUCAAGAGAAAAUUGCAGCCUUUGACAGCUGCACCUUCACCAAGAAGUUCUUCGUUACAAGCUGCUAUCCAUGCCCCGGUCCCUGCCUCAAUCCAAUAGCUCUGGGAAGCCGCUGGCUCGCCUAUGCUGAGAACAAGUUAAUAAGAUGUCACCAGUCUCAUGGAGGAGCCUGUGGCGACAACGCACAGUCCUACACAGCUACAGUGAUCAAUGCUGCUAAAACUUUGAAAACAGGCCUAACAAUGGUGGGCAAAGUUGUGACCCAGCUAGCCGGCACCCUACCGGCAGUCACACCCGACGAAGAGGGAACCCCUCACAGUGCGAGUCGCCGCAGCCCUCCUAGUCCUGGCGUGAUCACCAUCAUUGACACAGACAAUGUUGGCGAAGGACAGGUCCUGGUGAGUGAGGACUCGGACGGAGAGGGAGUGGUGGCUCACUUUCCAGCCCAUGACAAACCCAUAUCCUGCAUGCAAUUCAACCCUAGUGGAAUGCUCCUGGUGACAGCCGACACCCUGGGCCAUGACUUCCAUGUCUUCCAGAUCCUCACCCACCCUUGGGCUUCCUCACAGAGUGCUGUUCACCAUCUCUAUACCCUGCAUCGGGGAGAGACCGAGGCCAAGGUUCAAGACAUGUGCUUUAGUCAAGACAGUCGCUGGGUAGCCAUCAGCACCCUUCGAGGCACCAGCCACGUGUUUCCAAUCAACCCUUAUGGUGGCACACCCUGUGCCCGCACCCACAUGUCCCCGCGGGUGGUGAACCGGAUGUCGCGCUUCCAAAAAAGCGCCGGCCUGGAGGAGAUCGAGCAAGAGCUGAACAGGGCGGCUGCUGUUGGUGGAGGAGGAGCUGGAGGCAUGGGAGGAAGCAGCUGCAUUCUGGGUGGAGGAGGCGGCAUGGGCGGCCGCUGCAGUCCCAUACCUGGCAUGUCCAGCAGCCCCUCAGGGUCUCCACUGCAUGCCAAGCUGAGCAACCAGGAUUCAUACAACAACUUCACCAACAACAACAUGGGGAAUCCUCGGCUCACGCCGCUGCCCAGCCUCACCGUGGUGCUGCCUCUGGCUCAGAUCAAACAGCCCAUGACUCUGGGCACCAUCACCAAGCGCACAGGACCUUACCUCUUUGGGGCGGGAUGUUUUGCCAUUAAAACGCCAUGCAAAGCUAAACCAACCCCCCAGAUCUCUCCGAGCAAGUCCAGUGGAGGAGAGUUCUGCGUUGCUGCUAUCUUUGCCUCGUCCCGCUCCUGGUUCCUCACAAAUCCAAACAUGAAGAGAGAGAAAGAUCAGUCCCGGCAGUCGGUUGUGGACUCACUGUACAUAAUCAGUUGCUAUGGUAAUGUGGUGGAGCAUGUCCUGGAGCCUCGGCCAAUUACCACUGCACAAAAGAUUAGCGACGAGACUCCGCUGGAGCUGAGCACUUCUCCCAGAGCAUGCUGGACCUUAGCCAGGACUCCGCAGUGGAACGAGUUGCAGCCACCUUUCAGCUCCAACCACCCGCUGGUGCUGGCCUCGGAUCUGGUUCAGUACUACCAGUAUCUUCUUGCUGGAAUUCCUCCCAGCAGCCCAGGUCCAAUCACACGUCAUGAGUCAUCCGACAGCUUGGCAUCAGACCACAGUGGUCAAGACGAUGAAGAAUGGCUCUCUCAGGUGGAGAUAGUGACCCAUACUGGCCCCCACCGUCGCCUGUGGAUGGGCCCCCAGUUCCAGUUCAAGACGAUUCACCCAUCAGGUCAGACCACAGUCAUCUCCUCAUCAUCCUCAGUGCUCCAGUCCCACGGCCCCUCCGAUGUACAGCAGCCUCUUUUGGACUUUGACACAGAUGACCUGGAUCUACGCAGUCUUCGAAUCCAGCCAGUACGCUCCGAGCCAGUCAGCAUGCCCGGUUCAUCUCGGCUGCUGACCGACCGCAGAGGACAAACCAACAUCAUGGAUGCCGGCUCAGGUUAUUCCUAAAAAAAGAAGCUCCCUGCUCUACCAAAACCAUUUCAGUUAAUUUUUAUACUUAUGUUUAUACAUCUUCCAAGCAUGCAUCAUAACCUAUGCAUUUCCAUCCAUCCACCCUGUCUCCCUCACUGCCCAGUCAUUGUUUUCUCAUUAGUGUGUGUGAGAAGAGGCCAGGCGGUUGGAGGAGAAGGAGGAGAAGAACAUGACCAGCUUACGACUUGUCUGUCUCUGUUUGUCUGUCUGACUUUCUUUCUGUAGGUAUGGCACUAAAGAUUGAUACACUUUUUAAAAAAGCUUGUCUUUUCUUAAAACAAAAAUAGAAAAAAAUCAAUCUUUUACUUCCAUCUGGAAGUAAACUAACUACUUUAAUUUCUGCUUUAUUUUAACAAGAGGAACGUUUCAGGUUCUUUAAACCAAAAUGGCCUCUUCCUGAGAAACUCCAUCAGCCUUUAACAGAAGACACUGGGCUCAGCUGUCUCUUGUGCUGCAGCACAGUUUUUUUUUUUUUUUUUGCUUUGAACAAACAUUUGCCCUGUAGGCAGAGAAUAAAGCAUGCAUCCUAAUUCCAGCUCAGGAUGAGAUGGAAUGAAUGAGCACAGGAUGGAGGAAAACACUUGUGUCUAAAGGUGGCGGCAGUUCGAUUUCUCUAAUGUAUUUGAUUUGUGGUCAUCAAACUUUUACAAAACCUCACUUAAAAUAGAAGUAGGAUUUCAAAUUCAAGUUAGAGUUCAUGAACAGGCCAUGUACUCUCACUCUGAUUUCUUAUUGCACAUGCUUAAUAUUCUGAUCAAUUAGUUUUUUAGGUUUUUUAUCACUAAUACAUCAUGUCUGAGCAGUAACAGACUGGCACAAUAACAGUCUUUGGUCUUUAAAAUGACUUUGGGAGAAUCACAAAAGAUGUCAGAAGCUUUUAGGAAGGAAACUCCGUUUUCAGUGGUGCUACUUUAAACCAGGAGGUUCAACUUCAUUAACUAACAGGAAACUGAAUGUCUUACAGCAAAGUUAUAUUAUUUUAUCCUGUUGAAAAGUCUCUUUAUCCAUCAUGGAUCCUUCAGAAUCCAAAAUGCUGACAGUUGUUUGGAAAUCUUACAACUAGAGGAAGGUCAGCCUAACUUAGAAUAAAUACCGCUGAUGUUUACAGUUGGUAACUCCAACCCCAACAGGCAUGCUAACUGUACCAAUCACUAAUACAAGAUGCUGAAUGAAGUUUAAAUAUCAACUCUGUAAUCAUGCUGUUUAACUGGAGGGCUGUGUAACACAGACUGCUUACUUGUCAUAAACUAAACAAUGGACUAAAUUAAUGGAUGAUUUAACAAUUCAACAUCAAGCACCAAAUCAGAGCUUUUCCCUAAAAGUUUUAAUGUUGUUCGCAACUGUGAUUUAUGUUAGAAUUAGCUUGUUGAAACCAUGUAGACUUGACAUUGUGUGUUUUUAAAAAAAAAAGUUACUUAGCUGUUUUACUAUACAGCUAAGUAAAAUACAUAUGAUGCAUUUCUAAUUAAGGGUUAUAUUUCUAAACCCUCCUGUCCAAUAGCAGGAGGUUUUAUUGUGAUAGAAUGUCAGUGAUAAAGAAAUACAGUCAUCUGGAACUGUAGGAUGUUUCUGAAGAAAAUAUGUAGAUUUUAAUAAUGGAAAUUAGGAUAGGUUUUUAAUUUAUGCAGUAACUAAAACACAGUUUGUAGAUAUUUAAAUCAUUUCAAGAGAAAUCCUUUCAAAAUAAAUUAACAUAAUUUGCAUCAUAAUUUUCCAAUAUAGAAUCCAUUUGGUGCAUCUACAGUGUCAACCACAAACAGAAUUUUCCUUUUGAAAAAUAUAUCAACUGCAAAAUAUUUCAGGAGACAGUUGAGACAUCAAGUAACAAAAAUGAGUGUAACAGAGUCUUAACCUAACUCUUAUUAGACUCAUUCUGACUUUAAAACAUGAACUUGAUUGUUUUGAGACUAUAAUAAAAAAAAUUAAAAAAGGGAUGACUUAUUUGCUUUAAAUUAGUUUUAACAAAAGCGAGGUAUUUUUCUCCUGCUUUUUUUGUGCAAAGGCAGGACAUUGCUGGAAACAGCAUAUCAUUUCCUAAAUGUUUGGUUUUGUAAUUCAGCUAAAUAUUCCAGUCCCACUGUCUGAGUCAGCUCUCAGGUUCAAUCCCAACUACACAGGUUAGCAUACGGUGAUGUUCUGCCCAUGUACUGACCCUCAGCCAGUGAUGGCUCUGUUGACCAUUACAUUAUCCUUAUGUACUCACUGCUUAACUGUGUAUAGCUGCCAUAUUGUGUGUAUAUAUAAAACGAAUUACACUUGUAAAUAUUGACUGGUUGUUUAUUUGUAUGGUCUUGUGUUUGGUUGAUUAGUAAACACUGAAGGUGUA